AUGGCUACAGCCGUAGAUAUCUGUCGCCACCUGCACUGUCCCAUCUGUAAAAACCUGUUAGCCGAACCUGUCUCUACCAGUUGUGGACACACCUUCUGCAAGCGCUGUCUGGACCAGCACAUCAGCUUGUCCGACACGCAGUGUGCGCUGUGUCAGGAGCCCAUUUCUACCAAACCCAGCGUGAACGCUGCGCUCGAAGCGCUUCUGCGGGAGUUUCACCAAACUCAAUUAUCCAUCCUGAGCCUCUUCACCGGAGAAAGAGGUGAGGUUCCGUGCGACCUCUGCGAUGAAAGCCUCACAUUCAGAGCGGUCAAGUCCUGCUUGAUCUGUCAGAUGUCGUACUGCGAGCACCAUCUGAAGCAGCAUCAGUCCACAGCGAGACUCAAGGGCCAUAAAUUGGUGAGUCCGGUGGAGAGGCUGGAUCAGCGGGCGUGCAGUGUACACGGCAGACCGCUGGAGCUCUACUGCCGACAGGACGAGCGCUGCAUCUGUGCUUUAUGUGUGAAGACAGCCGGAGACGUGACAUCAGUGGAGACAGAGAGAGAGAGGAGACAGGCAGUACAGCAAAAUACCAUUGAACAAUUGGAAAAGAUGAUCGGUCAGAGGCAAGACAAACUUAAGGAACUUCAGGAAACAGCCACAAACUGCCAGGCUGUGAUAGAGAGAGAGCAGCAGGAGAUAAAGCAAGUGUUUGCUGCAGUGAUGGAGACCGUGAGGAGGGCAGAGGGGGCGCUGCUGGCUCCUCUGGAGAUUGGAAGGAGGUGUUUGGAGAAGGAGAUGGAGGAGAAGACACAGCAUAUACGAAAAGAGAUCAUUAAAUAUAAGGAGAUCAUCAAUUCUUUGAAUGCCACAAAGAAUGAGGAAGAUGACAUCCUCUACCUCCAGAAUUACCUGUGUGUGCCUGCUGAAUUGAAAGACGACUGGGCGGUUUCCAUUGACACUGAGCUAAACUUCGGCACAAUGAGAAUUUUAAAAGCAGCUGUGUUGGCUCAGAUUGAGUCAAGUCUCGAGGAACUUUGCACUGUUGAAAUUCAAAGAAUUCAUAAGUUUUCAGUGGACGUGCUUCUGAAUGCAGAAACGGCACAUCCAUGCUUGGAGGUGUCUCCAGACGGCAAAACUGUGAGAGAUGCUGGAGAAACUCAAGAGAUCCCGGGAUGCCCCACACAGUUUGUUCGGGUCGGGGAGAUACUAGGAACUCCUCAGAUCAGGUCUGGAAGAGCGUUCUGGAUCGUGGAGGUGGGGCAGAAGACGGGGUGGGAACUGGGUGUGGUGAGAGAAGGUGCUAAGCGAGUUUACUGGGCCAUCGUGCUCUGUGCUCAAGGAAUUUAUGGAGUUUUUGAAGAUCCUCAAGUGCAGCUGCAGCUCUCCAGCAAACCCCAGAAGGUGGGAGUGUUUGUGGACUGUGAGGAGGCGCUGGUCUCCUUCUAUGAUAUGGAGGCUUCGUCACAUAUUUACACAUUCACUAAGUGCAGCUUUAAUGAAGCGAUCCGUCCAUAUUUUAACCUUCAUCACAACAGCAAUGGGAAGAAUUCAGCUCCAAUGGUCAUUUGCUCUGUCAAUCAAACUGACAUUUGCAUGAGAGGCGUGUGGUCUAAAGCAUAGGGGAUAAUUUUAUGAUAUAGAAUGCAACAGUGUGGUUCACUUUUUAAAUAGGCAAAUACAUUUUUCAUGAUAACUUAUAAAACUUUAAAGGCAGACAUAUUGUGAGCUCUGAAGUUGUUAAUCAAUGAUACAGUUUAUGCUUUUGUUGAAGUCAUCAGUCUUUAAUAUUUCAACGUAAUUUUCCUAAAUAAUGUGUUUAAUAGCAGAAUUCCUGGUCAAGAACUGCAAUACCCAUAAUCCUAAACAGAGAUCCACCAAUCAGGGAAUCAAAGUGUGCCAAAAGAGCUCUGCAGUGACCAUGACAUACUGUGAAUGACGCAAUCGAGUCCGCCACCCUACAAUCUCAAGCUAUCUACAUUUUUCUAUAUAUAUAUAUAUAUAUAUAUAUAUAUUUAGCAAUAAACAUAAAAUAUAUUGUGUAUAUGCUUAAAAUCAACAACUUCAAAUCAAUAGUUUAAUGUUUUUUAUCAUUUUUAAUUUCAUUAUAUCUUUUGCAAUGCCUCAUGGGAUUGUAGUUCAUUCCCUUAUGAUAUAAGCUAAGUGCACAGUCUUGUGCCUUUGUCUUUUUGUCUGACUUUCAAAUACUUUUUUGCCUCAAAGCAAUGUUUGUGAUGUUGUGAUUCACCUCAGAGCAGUUUGCCUUGGCUCAUGGUGCACACAUCUCUUUUGAGGAUUUUAUGAAAUCCCUAUGGAAAAAAUGAAUAGGAAAAAUACUUCCAGAACCAAGACGGCUGAAAAUGUAGGCUGGCACUGUUGUGCUGUGUUGAGACGAUGAAGGCUCAGGGUGUUUAUAAUUGUCUUAUUUUAUUUUAUAUUUUUAUUAUAUUAUUCUUUCUUUCUUUUAUGGACCACACUUAAAGUACCUUGGAGUACCAUGCACAGUAAAUACCAUAUUACAUGAAUAUGGGAAUCAUAUAGUACCAUGGUAAUACCAUCUGAUAUCAUCACUGCACCAUGGUAUUGCCAUAGAGGUUUUGACAUUAAUUAAUGUUUUAUGUUAAUGAGAACGGUAUCCUCCUUGUUUUAUUUGCCCAAUAUUCUACUACUCAUAAAUGUAUAUUUACACAUAUUACACAAUAAUAGGCCUUUAUCACAUUCCUUAUGUCGUCACAUCCGGCACCAAAUAUAAGCGUAACCAAACAUCCACCCACCGAUCUGUCUAUGGACGACUGCAGCUUUUCCUAAAUAAAUUAGGCCAACUUGGAUGCACUUAGUAGUAAAAAUCAGCCGUUUAACUUGGGGUAACUCAGCCUGUCACCAUGUGUUAUCAAAUGUCUUUGUAUUCACUAUUGUGAAUAUAAUACAGUUGUAGACAGUGGGACACUGGUCACGACUCACGAGCGGACGCUUCCCCAAUCAUCGUACUCAAACCACAAGAUUAUAACUUCACGUUUACAAUGGUUAAACCGGUUAUGUUCUGUAGUCAGACUCUGGGAUGGAAAUGGGAUUUCUUUAUUUGAACAUUUUUAG
Messenger RNA from Xyrauchen texanus (razorback sucker), 3072 nucleotides. RefSeq names its product E3 ubiquitin-protein ligase TRIM21-like. The transcript has 6 exons. The record is from RefSeq and is a predicted model, not a curated record. Bases 1 to 1602 code for a protein of 533 amino acids. Lineage: Eukaryota; Metazoa; Chordata; Actinopteri; Cypriniformes; Catostomidae. Gene Ontology annotation, molecular function: zinc ion binding; protein binding.